AAAAGGUUGUUAAAUUCCUGCAUGGUGAUAUUGUCUACCAUUAUUUUGGGGUUGGUUUACAAUUUUCAAAAUUAUUUAUUUAUUUACCAAAUUUACCUUCUUUAUAAUUUUCAGAAAAUUGUAGGUGUAAUAAUCUUGAUUGGCCAGCAGGUGUCGCAGUUGUGACAGUAAGGCAGUUCCUAGAGCAGUACCUCAAUUACCUGAGGCUUCCUGAAAUACUAACAAAUUUAGUCCGUUACAUAAGAGCAGCACACCCACAUACAGAGGUUUGAGUUGGGCAGAAUAUCAAGGAACCUAGAGUUUGCAGGCAGUCACGAGCCACGAGUUUACUGGCUGAAGCUCGGGCCAGGCAUUCGGGGAUCUGAACUGGGAACACAAGCCAGUGUUCUAGGUACAGGUUUACAGCCUCUGGUCCUAGAGUCAGAGCUCAGCCUGAUCAGAGCAGGCCCAGCAGAAGCCAGAGAAGCCACAGAGUUGUUGCAAAAAGCCGCUUAGUAGAUGGGCUGGUGGGAAAUUGCCAAGGUGCAGUGGUGGGUCAGCUGAGCCAAACCUUGUGCAGCUGUGCAGAAGGGUGGUAGUGCAGCUGGGUGGGGUGGGAGGUGGCCGUGGGGGUCUGGCAGGGCCUGGCAAUGGUGUGUACUCAGGCCACAUGGGCACUAAUUUGUUGGCAUACUACAGAGUUCCACAAUAGCCCAGAAAGGCAUAUAACGAAGGUUUAUUUAUUUGGGGAUAAACUCACAGAAAGUGUAGUGAUCUGCAGUCCUGUGCAUACACGUGGAACUGGAACCGAAUCUGGCAGCCAAGAGGCCUGCGUGUGCUUUUUGUCUGCAUUUAUAGCACAUGAGAGCACGCCCAAAGUGGGCCAGGAUCUUAAAGGCUAUUGGCUGAAGGAGUUCCCACAGCAUGUCCCCAGCAUCACAGGAAGAUCUACCUACUGCACGUUGGUUUAACCUCCCAUGAGCGUGACUGUUUCCCUGAUAGAUUCCAUGUGGUUUUUUUCCUUCUUCUGGGGUGUGUGUGUGUGUGUCCUGGCUGCCAUCACCCAGCUUCUAAACGCAUUUCCUACCUGGCACCCGAUCAAAUUCAUCCUGUUCUUGGUUUGGCCACCCUGGAAUCUGUGUUCCCAUUUUCUCUAUUUUUUUUAAUGUUUAAAUUUUUUAUUUUUCAUUAAACACACUGUGAAGGCCCUGUGGGGAGAGACCCAACAGAGACCUAACAGUCUCUUGUAUGGCUGGCACAGGUGGCUCAGCCACAUCUCAGCAUGAGGGGUGGUGGGCAGGGGCUAGGAGGCUAUGGCUCGUUACUUCUAGUUGUGCAGUUGGGUGCGCCUGGCAGGUAGCCCAAAACAUGCUCACGCAUGGCAGGCAGAUGUCUGUGGCAAGAAGGAGGAGGAGAGAGCGAGGACAAAUUCAUGGGGUACAGACACAAAGAUUCAGAGAGCGGUGCCGCCCCCAAGCACAGCCUGCGGAAGGACAGAAAACCAAAUCGGACUGGAAACAAAACAACCAGUGAGAUGGUUAGAUAAAGACGCUCUUGCCGAGCCUGAAGACCUGAAUUCUAUUCCCUGAGUCCGUGUGGUGGAAGGUGAGAACUGUUUGCUGUGGCGCGCGUGUGCGCAUGCACAAGAACACAUUUUUAAAGGGCAUUGUUUUUUCACUGUGGGGGUUUAUGCCCGUGUGCCAUAGCAUAUGGAUGGAUGUCAGACGACAACCCUUGGGGUGACUCAGUUCUCACCUUCCAUCACGUGGGUGCGGGGAAUGAAAUCCUAUGUCAAACUAAAGUGAAGGGCUAGAGUUAUUUGCUCAGAAGUGACGUGUACCCAGCGGCAGGGGACCCGAUGCGCUCUGUCCGUCUCGGAGGACACGGCGCGUAUGCGGCUGACACACGUGCCUCUUUAAGGAAAGAAAAUACCAUCUAACAUGAAAAAGGGGUCUGCUUAAAGUGUUGCCAACUAAGCUCCGGGCGAGUGGGGGGUCCCUUCUCUGCUUGCUCGGUCAGGUCUGGCUUUCGCCCCCUGCUGGCCAGCGGCUGCUUCACCUAAGACUCCGGAGGCAGCUCGGCCCCUGCUCAGCUUUGCUCAGGAUUGGAUCCGAGGCACGUUCGGUGCCGGCUGGGAACGAGGCUGCCUCGUCUCCUGCCUGCGCCCACACGCACCGGAAGUACGUCCCAGCACUGCCAGGGUCGCAGGCUUUUUACCGCCUACUCGUUGACAUUUCCUCGGGGAAAUGUAGUUUCUUUUCGGCGGACGUGCAUGUUUUCCCGUACGCUCCGCGGUAAUGACAGGCAGCAGAAGCACGUCAUCACUUGGCCGACUCGGUUGCGCCCCUAAAAGCAUGGUGUAAAACUUCACCUGGUGGGACCCGUAGUCAUUCGGAAGCUACCCCCGGCUCGGAUAAUCCUCGUGCCGUUCUGAUCUGGAGCCCAACCUUCUGGGACUCCUGUUGGGCAGGAGCGCGUUUACUCGCAUUUCCCAGGGUCGCACACACUAAUGACAGUUUAGCCGUGCAAGACAGGAUUUCCACCCGCACGCUCCGGAGCCAUGCCACGGUGCACAGUGGGCGCGGAAACGGAGCCCUUCUUGGCCGGGAGGACGCCUGCGCUUCUGUUGGCACCAUCGCGCUUCCUCCGGACGAUCCUGGGAAGUGUCACUUCUAGGGAGCAGGGCGCGAGCCCCCUGUAUAAUCCCUGCCGGUGACGGUGUCCUUUGUAGAACGGAGCGAGAACGUGCUUCCUGCAGUCCGCCGUACACUCACUAACGGGACGUGCGUGACCGAAUUUCCCAGGGUCGCACUGAUUGUUGGCCUGGCCUGGCCAAAUUGCUGUCCUCGUCCUCCCUUCGGCACUGCCCACCACUCUGCCUACGAUUCCCAGCGGCUGUCCCUAUGCCUUUCGGGAAAUGUAGUCUUUUCUCCUCUCUCCGUUCUCAUCUCGGUACCUUCCAGCAGGCGAUCGAUCGCUCACAGGACUCCAUUUCCCAGCAUGCCUGCGCCGAGUCCGUCCGCGCCCCGUCGCGGAGGCCAUUUCGUUCCGCCCGGAGACCGCUAAGAUGGCGGCGGGGGAGAAAGUGAAGGUUGUCUCCUGCGACAGGCGGCCCGGCUAGAGCCGGCAACGUGGCGCCCAGCAUGGAUCUACACACGGCGGUGUACAAUGCGGCGCACGACGGCAAGCUGCAGCUGCUGCAGAAGCUGCUGGCCGGCCGCGGGCGGGAGGAGCUGGAUGAGCUGCUGGGCGAGGUGGCGGGCGGCGGCACGCCGCUGCUGAUCGCGGCGCGCCGCGGACACCUGGACGUGGUGGAGUACCUGGUGGACCACUGCGGCGCCAGCGUGGAGGCGGGCGGCUCGGUGCACUUCGACGGCGAGACGAUCGAGGGCGCGCCGCCGCUCUGGGCCGCGUCGGCGGCGGGCCACCUGGCCGUGGUGCGGAGCCUGCUGCGCCGCGGCGCCUCGGUCAACCGCACCACCCGCACCAACUCCACGCCGCUGCGCGCCGCCUGCUUCGACGGCCACCUGGACGUGGUGCGCUACCUGGUGGGCGAGCACAAGGCCGACCUGGAGGUAGCCAACCGCCACGGCCACACGUGCCUCAUGAUCUCCUGCUACAAGGGACACCGCGAGAUCGCGCGCUACCUGCUGGAGCGCGGCGCGCAGGUGAACCGGCGCAGCGCCAAGGGCAACACGGCCCUGCACGACUGCGCCGAGUCCGGCAGCCUGGAGAUCCUGCAGCUGCUGCUGGGCUGUCACGCGCGCAUGGAGCGCGACGGCUAUGGCAUGACCCCGCUGCUGGCCGCCAGUGUCACCGGGCACACCAACAUCGUGGAGUACCUCAUCCAGGAGCAGCCCGGCCACGAGUAUCUCUCGGGGGUGGAGCUGCCCAGGGAAGGGUCCCCCCAGGGGGCAAGCAGCGGCCGCUCCACCCCUGAAGAAUCAGAGCCUUAUGAGAGCUGCUGCCCCACCAGCCGUGAAGCGGCCGUGGAGGCUUUGGAGCUGCUGGGAGCCACCUACGUGGAUAAGAAAAGGGAUCUGCUCGGAGCCCUGAAGCACUGGAGAAGGGCGAUGGAGCUCCGCCACCAGGGUGGGAACUACCUCCCCAAGCCCGAGCCCCAACAGCUGGUUCUGGCCUACGACUAUUCCAGGGAGGUGACCACGCCCCAAGAGCUGGAGGCCCUCAUCACAGAUCCUGAUGAGAUGCGGAUGCAGGCCCUGCUGAUACGGGAGAGGAUCCUGGGCCCCUCGCACCCUGACACUUCCUACUACAUAAGGUACCGGGGUGCUGUCUACGCAGACUCUGGAAAUUUCGAGCGCUGUAUCCGUCUUUGGAAGUAUGCCUUGGAUAUGCAGCAGAGCAACCUGGAGCCGCUGAGCCCCAUGACGGCCAGCAGCUUCCUGUCAUUUGCGGAGCUCUUCUCUUAUGUGCUGCAGGACCGCUCCGCCAAGGGCAACCUGGGCAUGCAGCUUGGUUUCCCCGACCUCAUGGGCGUGCUCAGCAAAGGGGUGCGGGAAGUGGAGCGGGCCCUGCAGCUGCCCAAGGAGCCGGGGGACUCGGCGCAGUUCACCAAAGCCAUCGCCAUCAUCCUCCAUCUGCUGUACCUGCUGGAGAAGGUGGAGUGCACCGCUGGCCAGGAACACCUCAAGCACCAGACAGUCUACCGCCUGCUCAAGUGUGCCCCGCGCGGCAAGAACGGCUUCACCCCACUGCACAUGGCAGUGGACAAGGAGACCACCAACGUGGGUCGCUACCGCGUGGGCGUCUUCCCCUGCCUGCAUGUGGUCAGGGUGCUGCUGGACUGCGGGGCUGACCCCGACAGCCGGGACUUCGACAACAACACUCCGCUGCACAUUGCUGCUCAAAACAACUGCCCAGCCAUCAUGGACGCACUCAUCGAGGCCGGGGCCCACAUGGAUGCCACCAACGCCUUCAAGAAGACUGCCUAUGAGCUGCUGGACGCCAAGCUGCUGGCCAAGAGCACCGUGCAGCCCUUCAACUAUGUAACACUGCAGUGCCUGGCCGCCCGUGCCCUGGACAGGAACAAGGUCCCUUAUAAGGGGUUCAUCCCAGAGGAGCUGGAGGCCUUCAUCCAGCUGCACUGAGCCUGGCCUGCCACCCGCCUGCACUUUGGCCUUCUCCGAGCAGAAGCAUCCUGUCCCCUUGGCCUACAGGCAGUGGAGUGAGCCCGACUGUUGGUUCUAGAAACCUUCAGGGUCACGUGGUAGGAAGAUGGUCUUUCUCUGUGGCAAUGCAGAAGGGUACCGGGGCCGCCUCAGUGACAUCUGUCUGGGUCUGGAGACCUCUGCCAUUGUCACCUGGUCUCCAGCUAGCUUGUCCUGGAGUCCUGUGUAGCCGACACUGUCAAGAUGGAGUCAGAAGUCACUGGCGCCUUCCUGCAGUGGGGCACCUGCCACCUAGAUGUUUGCGGUUGGUUUGUUGUUUACUAAGCAAGUGGGCGACAGCUGGGAGCCCACAUUCUGAGGUUUUUGCUCGGUCUUUUUUUCCUUGGUUUCUGUUUGUUGGACUCAGUAAUGACUUAGUUUGAAGUUGCUGCCAGGACUUUGGUGUGGCCACAGCUGAAACCAGCAUGAGCUGUGAGUGCAGACCUGUGACAGACUUGCUGCGAAGCCUCCCUGCUUCCACACUGCUUAGAGAGAGGACUGUCCCUAAGAAGAGCCAGAGCAAGUGACAGGAACAGCCAGGCCGACAACUGCCUCCAGCCCCAUCCUGUGGGAUGGCUGGCAGGUGCUCUGGUCACCAGGUCAUAUCCGUGCCACACUUGUCCUGUCUCCCUGACCCCAGGUCUUCGUGAAGAGUCCAUAGUGUCUCCACUAACUACCAGGAGUGGGAAGGUGGGGAGCUGCCCAGGGCUGCGAUAGGCCACCCAGGCCCUGAGUGCAGCCCUAGGGGUGCAUACCGCCUGAACAGCACCAGCCUGGGGCUCCACCAGCUCUUGUCCCUGUCCUUUACCGUGAGUGGGAUUAAACCUGCAUCACACCGAGGCAGGAGAUGCACAUCCCUGGCUUGUGGGAACCAGCUGCAAGGGGAGAAAGUCUAGUGUAGCGAGGCCAGUCCCUCCCUUGGCCGUGGAAGCCGUCCUGCGAGGACAUUGGUGUGUGAUUGCAGUGUUAGGUAGCUUGUUCUCUGUAUAAAACAAGCCUUAGGCCUUACUGGGCAGAGCCUCACUGCCCUGCCAUCCGAAGCUCAGGGCAGACAUGAACCCCUGUGAGUCUUGGCACUUAUAUUUAUUGAUUAAAAUACAGGUAUGUGAAGGA
Messenger RNA from Alexandromys fortis (reed vole), 6260 nucleotides. RefSeq names its product fem-1 homolog A (gene Fem1a). The transcript has a single exon. Lineage: Eukaryota; Metazoa; Chordata; Mammalia; Rodentia; Cricetidae. The record is from RefSeq and is a predicted model, not a curated record. The coding region runs from base 3123 to 5087 and encodes 654 amino acids. Gene Ontology annotation, molecular function: protein binding.